Apodemus sylvaticus (European woodmouse) is the source of this 5054-nucleotide messenger RNA. It is a transcript of the gene Cd109, whose product is annotated as CD109 molecule. Gene Ontology annotation, molecular function: endopeptidase inhibitor activity. Gene Ontology annotation, cellular component: extracellular region. The coding region runs from base 416 to 4756 and encodes 1446 amino acids. NCBI's taxonomy places the organism in Eukaryota, Metazoa, Chordata, Mammalia, Rodentia, Muridae. The transcript is spliced from 33 exons. The record is from RefSeq and is a predicted model, not a curated record.
GCUGCCAGGGAUUGCCGCUCACAAGGAUGGGCCUGUUGAUUCUCUCCGGGGCAUCGUUGGUAGAGCGUUAGAGUAAACAAACCCCAGGUUCCGGGUGGCCGAGGGAGUGGGCGCCCUCUGUUCUCCCCGGGAAGCAGGGAAGGUGGGGCCAGGUUGUGGCCGCCGUGAGCAGAGACCGCUUUCCUCAACCACGGGACGCGCGACGUUAGCCGGGGAGAAGCCAGAAGCGCCAUUGUGAUGCAGCGGGAUGGGUGGAGCCAUCAAGUCCCAAUUUAGAUCCCUCUGCUUUUAGGCGCGCCCAUUUCAGAUUGCUAAACCCUGGUGUGAAGCGGGACAGGCCAGGGCAGGAGGUGGCCAGCCACACCCUGCAGGGCGCGCACUUGGCGGGCUGCAGACCCCACGGGCAGACGCCGAGAUGCGCAGUCGGAGGCUCCUGAGCGCUGCCCACCUUCUCUGCGUGUGCGCGGUCGCGCUGGCCGCCCCCGGGUCCCGCUUUCUGGUGACAGCCCCAGGGAUCAUCAGACCCGGAGCAAAUGUGACUAUUGGGGUGGAUCUCCUGGAAAAUAGCCCCCCACAUGUCCUUGUAAAGGCUCAGGUGUUCAAGAUAGCUUCCAACAGAUCGCGCUCCAUCCUGGAAACAGAAGGAGUCUUUUACAGAGGUCAAUUCAAGACUCUUACUUUUCCGGCACUACCUCUGAACAGCGCAGAUAAGAUUUAUGAACUACACAUAAGCGGAAAAUCAGAGAAUGAGAUUGUAUUCUCCAACAGGACACGCUUAACAUUUGAGAGCAAGAGGAUCUCAGUCCUCAUUCAGACAGACAAGGCGGUCUACAAGCCAAAGCAGGAAGUGAAGUUUCGCGUGCUCACGCUCUUGUCAGAUCUCAAGCCUUAUAAGACGUCUGUGGACAUUUUCAUUAAGGAUCCGAAGUCUAAUGUGAUCCAACAGUGGUUUUCUCAGGAAGGCGAUCUUGGAGUUGUUUCCAAAACUUUCCAACUAUCCUCUCAUCCAAUACUUGGUGACUGGUCCAUUCAGGUUCAAGUGAAUGAUCAGCAAUAUUACCAGUCCUUUCAGGUCUUAGAAUACGUGUUACCCAAGUUUGAAGUUACUCUGCAGACACCACUGUAUUAUUCUUUGAAGUCUAAGCAUUUAAGGGGCACCGUCAUAGCAAAGUAUACAUAUGGGAAGCCAGUGAAGGGAAGUCUGUCACUUACAUUUUUACCUUUAUCUUUUUGGGGACAGAAGAAAAAUAUCACAAAAAAAUUUGAGAUAAAUGGAUUCACAAACUUCUCCUUUGACACUGAUGCGAUGAAAAAGGUAAUGAAUUUGAAAAAGAUAAUGGAUGUCUCGGAUGUCUUGGAAGGGAAUUCUGAGCAUGUGGACCCAUCCUUUCCUGGGCCCGCAGAGAUUGUAGCUACUGUGACAGAAUCACUCACAGGUACCUCAAGAAAGGCAAGUGCCAAUGUGUUUUUCAAGCAACAUGAUUACAUCAUUGAGAUUUUUGAUUACACGACUGUCUUGAAGCCAUCUCUCAACUUCUCAGCCACUGUGAAGGUCAGCCGCUCUGAUGGCAAUCAACUAACUCCUGAAGAAAUAGAAAAUGAUUUGGUCACAGUGGUGACUCAGAGGAAGAAUAGCAACACUCCCGGGAGUCAGAGAGACCAGGAUAUGGAUUAUAUCCAGAUUGUAAAUUAUACUAUGCCCCAAAAUGGAAUCGUUAGGGUUGAAUUCCCAGUCAUGUCCAUUUCCAGUGAGCUACAACUGAAGGCGUCUUUCCUUGAUACUACAAGUUCUGUGGCCGUUCACAGCAUGUUCACCUCUCCUAGUAAGACGUACAUCCAGCUUAAAACCAGAGAUGAAUAUAUAACGGUGGGAUCACCAUUUGAUUUGAUGGUUAGUGGCAACAAAGAAUUCAAGGAUUUCAGCUAUAUGGUAAUAUCAAAGGGACAAUUGGUGGCUGUAGGCAAACAAAGUUUAAGAACUUUCUCUUUAACACCAGAAGAUUCCUGGGCUCCAAAAGCCUGUAUAAUUGCAUAUUAUAUUGCAGAGGAUGGGGAAAUUAUAAAUGAUAUCCUAAAAAUCCCCGUUCAGCUUGUUUUUAAAAAUAAGGUAAAGCUGUUUUGGAGUAAGCCAAGAGUCAAGCCAUCUGAUAAGGUCUUUCUCAAGAUCUCUGUGACACAGCCGGACUCCCUGGUGGGGAUUGUAGCUGUUGACAAAAGUGUGCAACUGAUGGAAAGCGCCAACGAUAUUACAAUGGAAAACAUGGUCCGUGAACUGGAACUUUAUAACACAGAAUAUUUUCUAGGCAUGUUCAUGAACUCCUUCGCCGUCUUUCAGGAAUGUGGUCUCUGGGUGUUGACGGAUGCAGACCUUAUAAGAGAUAACAUUGAUGAAGUCUAUGAUACUGAAGAGUAUACCGAGCGCUUUGCGGAGGAAAAUGAGGCAAACCUGGUUGAUUUUGAAGAUGCUUCUUCAGUUAGCAAUGUAUAUGUCAGGAAGUAUUUUCCAGAAACAUGGAUUUGGCUAGACUCCUCCAUGGGAGCUAAUACUUAUGAAGACUUCGAAGUUACUGUGCCUGAUACCAUCACUUCUUGGGUGGCUUCUGCUUUUGUCAUCUCAGAGGACUUGGGUUUUGGGAUAACAACCAUUCCAGCAGAGCUGCAAGCCUUCCAACCAUUUUUCAUUUCCCUGAAUCUUCCCUACUCUAUUAUCAGAGGUGAAGAGUUUGCUUUGGAAGUAUCCAUAGUCAAUUAUUUGGCAGAUACCAUUAAGGUUGUGGUGCUCAUUGAGGAAAGUGACAGCUUUGACAUUUUAAUGUCUUCAAAUGACAUCAAUAACACCAUGUACCGGAAGACUGCUCUAGUUCCCAAAGAUGGUGGGGUCACUCUUGUUUUUCCCAUCAAGCCAACGCACUUGGGAGAGAUUCCCAUCACGGUGACGGCUGCCUCACCCACUGCCUCUGAUGCUGUCACCCAGAUGAUUUUAGUAAAGCCUGAAGGGAUAGAAAAGUCGUAUUCACAGUCUGUCUUACUGGAUCUGACGAACAACAAUGUACAGUCUGACCAGAAAUCUUUGAGUUUCUCGUUUCCUCCUGGUACGGUCAUUGGCAGUGAAAGAGUUCAGAUCACAGCAAUCGGAGAUAUUCUUGGUUCUUCCAUCAGUGGCUUAGCCUCACUGAUACGGAUGCCUUAUGGAUGUGGUGAACAGAACAUGUUAUAUUUUGCUCCAAAUAUUUACAUUUUGGAUUAUCUGACUAAACAGAAACAGCUAACAGUUAAUUUAAAAGAAAAGGCCCUUUCAUAUAUGAGGCAAGGUUACCAACGGGAGCUUCUCUACCAGAGGGAAGACGGCUCCUUCAGUGCUUUCGGGGACAAUGACUCUUCUGGGAGCACUUGGCUAUCAGCAUUUGUUUUAAGAUGCUUUCUGGAAGCUGAUUACUAUAUAGAUAUUGAUCAGGAUGUGUUACACAGAACAUAUACUUGGCUCAAUGCACAUAAGAAAUCCAAUGGUGAAUUUUGGGAGCCAGGAAGAGUGAUUCACAGUGAGCUUCAAGGUGGCAACAAGAGCCCAGUAACACUUACGGCCUACAUCGUGACUUCUGUCCCGGGAUACAAAAAGUAUCAGCCUAAUAUCGAUAUACAAGACUCUAUCAAGUUUUUGGAAUCUGAAUUCAGCAGAGGAAUUUUGGACAAUUAUACCUUAGCAAUUGUAACCUAUGCCCUGUCUACAGUGGGGAGUCCUAGAGCAGAGGAGGCUUUGAACAUACUGAUGCAGCGAUCAGAAAAGGAAGGAGACACCCAGUUCUGGAUGUCAUCAGCAUCCACACUCUCCGAGUCCUGGCAGGCACGCUCCGUGGACAUUGAAAUCGCUGCUUACGCAUUGCUCGCCCACUCGUUCCACCAUGUUUCUGAGGGAAUCCCAAUUAUGAGGUGGCUCAUCAGGCAAAGAAACAGCCUGGGAGGUUUUGUAUCCACUCAGGAUACUGUUGUGGCCUUGAAGGCACUAUCUGAAUUCUCAGCCCUUGUGUACAAGGAAAAUACAGAUAUCGAACUGAUUGCCACAGGGCCCAGCGUACCGAAACCCAUACACUUCCGGAUUGACUCGAAGAACCUCUAUCUCCUUCACAAGGAAGAGCUUGCUGCUAUAGAUCCCAUCAUAGUGAAUGUUUCUGCACAUGGUUCAGGAUUUGCUAUUUGCCAGCUUAAUGUUGAUUAUAAUGUGAAAGGUUCAGGGCUUUCUAAAAGACGGAGAUCUACGGAAAAUCAAGAAGUUUUUGAUUUAGACGUUGUUGUGAACGACGGGGAGGACAUCAAUCGCCUGAAUCUGAAUGUGUGCACAAGUCAUUUGGGUACCGAGAGAACUGGCAUGGUCCUUAUGGAGGUUAACCUUCUCAGUGGCUUUACUGCAUCUUCAGAUUCAAUUCCUCUGAGUGAGACACUGAAGAAAGUGGAAUCUGGUCCCGGGAAACUCAACCUUUAUUUAGAGUCUGUAAAUGAAACUGAGUAUUGUGUUAAUAUUCCCACUGUGAGAGACUUCAAAGUUUCAAAUAUCCGAGAUGGUUCAGUCUCUAUAAUGGAUUACUAUGAACCAAGGAGACAGGCAUCGAGAAGCUACAACACCAAGGUGAACCUGUCCUCAUGUUACCUCAGUGCAGACACCAACUGCAAGUCGUAUACGGACGGAGCCACGGGCUCCCUUCGACGUCCUCCAAGCCUCCUCGUCUUUUGCUCAGUCCUUCUGUACUUUGUGCAACAUUGAUUAUGAUUUAUUUUUCAAGAACUCCGUCUAAAACUAGCAUUUCCAGAAAGUCAAGUGUGAUUGUUUUCUUUCUACAGCUGAUGAUUGCUUCUGACUGUUCUGAAAAUCAAUUGUUUCCCUUUCUUGGGGGGCCAGGGGAAUUGUCUGAAACAGGCCAGAGCUUGUGUAAGCAUGUAAAACAAUUCACCCAGUCUUUGUGUGGAAGAUGACCGAAAUGAUAAUACUUUAUUUCUCCUUCUCUAAGAAAGUUUAUUAGAUGCAUUUGUUUCCUCUAGAAUAAAAAUGUUAUUUUCCAUUA